AUUUGAGGAACAAGCUAGUUCUGUUGUCUGAAAAAUUCAAAAUUCAAGUUGUUUUGCUAUGGCGCAACACGUUCCCACCAAAAAUGUGCAUUUACAGCAGGAAGGAGGUGCCGAAGAAGUUUACAGUCGUCUGCUAGAUAUUUUGAAGAGUGAAGACGAAAAUGAUAGCAAAGAUAUUGUGAAAAGAAUAGACAAGAAUGAUGAAAUGCCAAAAAACAAACUUGCAAAUGAACUACUUCAUGCCCUCGGGAAGAAGGAGGCUUUUAAAUUCUUCAAACUUCUAGAAGGUUACCAUCAUACGGUCAGGUCGGAAUACGAAAACUUCCAAAAUGACUGCUUGGAAGCCAACAAGAAAGAGCAGCAGAGGGAAGGGAGAUUUCACUGCGACUGUCGGAAUUGCUGCACAAAAAUGUUCGAUUUUUGUCGCAACAAGUGCAAAUGUAGUUGUUGUUCGAACUCCGAACCGCAAGAAUCAGAAAAAAAAGCAUAAAUGAUGAAACAAAACUGAACUGGAUCAAAAUUCUUUCUAACCCUCUGUUCAUUAGUUUGGAAUGGCUAUGGAGAACAAAAUAUAACUGUCCGUGUGAAUUUUGCGAGAAAGAUAGGAAGUUGGUUGAAAAAGGAAAGAAAAAGAAGGAGGAUGUCAUAGAAAGUUCUCUACAUGAUGCAUAUCUACUCGAUGAAACGUCGUCUCUCAAGCACUACAAUAGCCGAGAUGUUUACAGGGAAUCGGCGGAGGCUUACGAAACGUUUGCUGUUGGCGUGCUGGAGAAAGCCUCCCUGAAUGAACUUUACCAGAUCAUGGAUAUAAAAGGAGAGGGCCGCCUGCUGAAAAAUAAUUCGAAUCAACACAGAAGUUUUAUUCAAAGUCUGAGCCUUCUCAAGAGUGCAGUCAAUAAGGGAAGGAAGAAGGUAUGCUCUCGGGAUUAAACGACGAUGUUGUUUAGCGCCGCAGGAAUGUGAAUAUUGAUUUCUGCACUCAACCAUUUCUUAGAAAUAUCAGAAAUGACCCCUCAUUACUCUGCCAACAAUUUCCAAAUCUUGUGUGAUGGAGACCGAUCUUUAAAUCUCUUGGUAACAUAAAUCAGUGACAACACGUAGUAAUUGAUACUGUAGGCCUCCUUUAUUCUCCACAAGUUUAAUCAGAUGAUUAAAGAUUCGGCUUUGUUUUACUAAUGGAGUUUGAACGAGAUAACAUCAGGCAAAUUAUUUUUAACCCAUCAUAUCUAGUACAAUUUGCAUUUCAUUAAGGGUGUGAGCAACAAAACACCCAAGCUGAAAUGUUUAAGUUUGGAGCUCGCCGACCAAACGUUAGAUCCGUGAGUUAAGUGUUAUUCUACAUAAGGUGAAAUGGUGAUUCAUAUGAAAUGUAGUUAAAUUAUACACUUUCAGCGCCUAUCAACUUCGAUGGUGGUCUUAAUACAUACUGCUUGUUUUCGUAAAGGAAUGAUCGUUGCAGCAAAAGUCUUUCAACGAUUUCCUCUUACAGAGAUUUUAUUACAUCAAAGCAUUCUUUCAAAGUUUCCUUUGUCUGUUACUAAAAUACUUGAUAUUCCGGCCGAACAAGUUGAGUUUUUCUGUCUCAAGGCUGAACGCGUAUCCAUCAGGGCCCGGUUGUUCAAAAGGUGGUUUGCGAUUAUCCAGGAUGAAACUUUUAACUUGUAAUUAGUUGCCCUUGAAAUAAAGUUUGUAUUAGGGUCUAAGUAUUAAGGGUUUUACCUUAGUGUGACACAAAACUGAUGGAAAAAAUAUAUCCAAUUAAAAUUGUCUGCAAAGCUACACAAAUUAAACUAAAAACUGGUGGCUAACCCUCGGUUAGCUUAAUCGUACUAUGUACAAUCCGGCCCGGGUUAAUAAACUUUUCUCCUUAAACCUUAGAAACCUCCCACUGAUUGAAAAAAAUUCAUCUCUUUGAAUGCUCUGAGGCGUAAAAGCCCAAUCAGCAUCAUUUCUUGUUCUGAUAAACUAAUACGUCUAUCUGUAUAUUUACUUGUAGUUUGUUUCAAGUCCAAGAUGUCAAGCUAUCCUCGAUGCGAUUAUUUUUUACAAGAUGCGGGAUUGGCAGGACAAGAGCAUGGCAAAAAAAAUUUUUUGGUCCCUUUUGCAGUUUGUCGUCAUCUUACUUCUUACUCCUUUGUUUUACGUUUUCGCUCGACCACCCAUGAAGAUAUGGCGCAGUCUGAGUGAUAUCGAAUGGCUUGCGUGCGUAGAGAAGUUAUAUGAGCAUCCCUACAAUAAGUUUGCAAACCACAUCAGUUUUUACAUUGUAUUCCUGUGCCUGCUUUUCGCCUCAACUUUCGGCUUUGAACACGAGUACAGAACAAGCACAACAGGGCUUUCAUCCAUUGGUAAGUUGUGUAAAUUGAUUCUUCAGUGCCUAUUUCACCACUAACAGUGUAUUAGCUAAGAGCAACAGCUAAUUCUGCUGAUACCGUUCAAGCUCAAAUUAGUGCCCGGGACUAUUUCUUUAUUUCGCAAUGCAUAAUCCUGACUUGUAGUAAUCUCGAACUGCAAGUUUCUGAAAAGUGAACUUCUGCGACAUUAAAGGAAUUUAAUCAACAUCUUGUUAGCAUGAAGCACUUACCAAAUAUUAAAUUUUUCAACAAAUAAUGAAACAGCGUCUCCAAUUAAUUUUUGCAGAGUCAUUUGCGUUCCGUUCUGAUUCGUCCACAGAUUAUGUUGUCCUCGUCUUUUUGGGCGGUUUCCUUCUACAAGAAAUUUGGGAAGUUUCUAAACAAGGAUUCCGAAUCUACAUCUCGAAAUGGUGGAAUGUCGUGGACACAAUAACAUUUCUUACACUCCUGGCAGCUUAUAUAGUAUGGCUUGUCACAUGGCUAAGCGUUUAUAAAGAAUGGCAACCGAGGAAGAAUGCCUUCAUCGUGACAGAUGUCUUGUAUGCAAGCGCCACAGUGUUAGCGUUCUUUCACCUAGCUCACGCGUUUCAAGUCAGCUCAACUCUUGGCCCUUUGCAGCUUUCAUUGUACAGAAUGCUGAAAGAUGUGGCCAAGUUUCUUUUCAUUUUUCUGAUGCUUUUCAUUGCAUUUGCAACUGGCCUCAUAAAAAUUUAUUCAUACUAUGUGGCCUCCCAAGCGAAACUUCGUGAAGAGGGCGAGAGCAAAUUCCAGGACUUCCAUCCAUAUGCUGAGUAGGGGGAUGCUAUUGCGAUAUUUAUAUAAGAGAGUGGGCGCCCAUAAGCAAACAUACAAUAUUUCAUCUAUAAUUUUAUAGAAAAAUAUUGCUGAAAGAAAUUUAAAGUGCUUUAAUUGAUUUGAUGAGUGGACGGACGAAGAAAGACUUAUGCCCAUGUAAUCGGACAGAUAGACAAACAUCAGGGCCCAGUUGUUUAAAGGUCGGAUAACGCUAUCCAACGGAUAAAUUACUAUCCAGUGGAUAAGUAAUAGCAAAAUGUAUAGCGUCAACCACCGUAUAGAGUUUUAUCCAGUGGAUAGCGUUAUCCCAUCUUCAAACAAUCGGGGCCAGACGUAUAGAUUAGCUGACCAGUGAAAAAGAUAUCUCAUCUUUUCAUCAUUCGAAACUUUUCAGGCACGAGAACACUUUUAUUAGCUUGGUCUGGUUACUGGUUGGCUACGUGGAAGAAGACAAAAUAAGGGUUGAUGAUCCUGCCUUUUACCUUACACAACUGUUUGGUCGCUUGGGUUUCCUCAUCUACCUGGUUUGUACCGUUAUCGUUGCUUUGAACAUGCUGAUCGCCAUGAUGAAUAACUCCUUCGACAGAGUUAUGGUAGGUCCCAAGUUGUGGUUUGUGACAGAUUUUGACUUGAUAUAAUAGUUCCGAGAAUGAUGUUUGCUAGUUGGCUUUUUACUCAGUGACAUAAACCACGUUGAUUACCACACUAUCAUCAUGAUUGAUCCGUAGCAUGACGACUCAUAUGAAUUCGAGGGAAUUCAGUCAACCUUCGCAUAAAAUCACUAAAUCCUCUUAUUACUUAGUAUACCUACCUAGUCAGUCGAUCACGGAUAAGCUUAAACUCUUUCCAAACCUUGGGGGAAAUUUAUGUGAGUUAUCACAUGUGAUAGAUUUUAACUUAGAAAAUGAACUUUGGUUUUUAGGGUGAUGAGGACAAAGAGUGGAAGUUUUCAAGGGCUCAAAUGUGGUUAGAAUAUAUCGACAAAGGAAAUGCAAUACCAGUACCUUUUAACCUUCUGUAUUAUAUCUUUUAUUUUUGCUCUUUCCCUAUAUUCCUCGUUUACUGGAUGGUAAGGGGAGACCGCAGAUGCAAUUGUAAUAAGAAGGUAAAUGUUGGCAAUUGCUAUUUUGUCUUUGGAAUACUUGCAAAAUCCUUUUAGUGAGAUCUUGGUUGUACUUUCAUCAUGAUUCUGAGGAAAAAGGGCUCGAAGAAAUCAAUUCCGUUUGCUUCAUUCUCCCCCAGGAUGAAACAUUUUUCGCUAUGACCUGGUCUCUUAAUAAAUCCCGCGAGCACACAGAAACAGAUAAAAUUAACUAGUAAUUCUGGGAAAUGCAACAUGUAAAUGCAAAUACAAAUUCCAACAGAUCUUAUAUUAUCAAGUGUAGAUUUCAAUUCCAACAGGUCUUAACAAGUUUACUACAGAAGCAUUGCAUGUCUCUUGAGUGACAACUCACGUUGGUGCUAAAAUAUGUUUUGUUUCAUUUUGCUGCUUACUUUGACGGAAACAGCGAGAAGAGAGAAAAGGAACUGUUGAGGUACGCAAAAUGAAAAAAACGAUUUCGAUUUAAACCUUACUCGUUGUUUCGUUACGUCAUCUCGGGCGCCCAGUACGCUGGCCGAUUCCUAUUGCAAGAAGCCUGGUGAUGAGGAGUUUUGAAAGUGGGCUGGCGUUUGCCUCCUUUGUUUGCGUUUUAAGCAUUCAAGAUCAUGGGAGUAAUCUUAAGAUAGGUUGUCUAGAUCUGCAUAACUCAUUAACUGGCAGAUUUCCUAAUUCUUUACUUUUAGUUGCAAGCCAGUCCUAAACCCACUAGAGCAGAAGAGAAUGUUGAAGAAGGCAAUCCACAACAAGUAGAGCAAAAUGUAGAGCAAGGAACUAAAGAUCAGGUAGGAUUAAGAUCCCAUUACUUACUUUCACCUCACAAUUCACGAUUGCGCUCCGCAGUCAAUAGUUUACCAAAUAUGGCAAAGGAAAAAGUCACCAACACAUUGAGAUCCUCAUUAGAAAAAGGGAAAAAUAAGAGACAAAUCACGAAACUCUUGUUUUCAUUUUAUGCAAAUGAUUUAAUGUAAAAAUAAGGAAGCUGUUUUGAACCUUCUCGGUUACAGCACCAAUUAAUAUUUUUAAGUCAUUUUCUCUUUACUUUUUCAUCAGACUUCAGGCGAUAGUAUCGCCUGCUGUAUUUGUCAUGGAUGUUUUUGUUGUUGUAAAUCCGAAACCGAAAACAAACGAAAAGAGGUCAGUAAAUGGAUCAUUUUGUUGUACCACAAAUGCGUAUAAGUGACAACACUUAGCUGAUGAACUAAGGGCAACAGAUCCAGGCUGUAAGAGAAAUAGAUCAUGUAUCUUUUUUGUAUAAAUAAACGUCUCAAAUUAGCCUCGCAACUCCCAAUUGCCCUACGCAAUCCAAACUGAGUUUGCCAAACCGACUGCUGUGAAAAAGGAAUAGAAAAAAACUGAUUAAAGGUAGAUACCACUACAUUACAAUUCACGGUAGAAAAAGGGGAAAACUAGAGACAAAUCACAAAACUCGUGUUUUAAUUUUAGGCAAACGAUUUAAUGUAAAAAUAAGGAAGCUGUUUUGAACCUUCUCGGUUACAGCACCAAUUAAUAUUUUUAAGUCAUUUCCUCUUUACUUUUUCAUCAGACUUCAGGUGAUAGUAUCGCCUGCUGUAUUUUUCAUGGAUGUUUUUGUUAUUGUAAACCCGAAACCGAAAACAAACGAAAAGAGGUCAGUAAAUGGAUCAUUUUGUCGUACCACAUAUGCGUAUAAGUGACAACACUUAGCUGAUGAACUAAGGGCAACAGAUCCAGGCUGUAAGAGAAAUAGAUCAUGUAUCUUUUUUGUAUAAAUAAACGUUUCAAAUUAGCCUCACAACUCCCAAUUGCCCUACGCAAUCCAAACUGAGUUUGCCAAACCGACUGCUGUGAAAAAGGAAUAGAAAAAAACUGAGUAAAGGUAGACACCACUACAUUGCAAUUCACGGUAGAAAAAGGGGAAAACUAGAGACAAAUCACAAAACUCGUGUUUUAACUUUAGGCAAACGAUUUAAUGAAAAAAAAAAGAAAGCUGUUUUGAACCUUCUCGGUUAUAGCACCAACUAAUAUUUUAAAGUUAUUUCUUCUUUAUUUUUUCGUCAGACCUCGGGCUAUAGUUUUGCCUCCUGUAUUUGUGAUGGAUGUUCCUGUUAUUGUAAACCUGAAAUCGAAUACAACCGAGGAGAGGUUUGUUAGUGUUGAUAAAUUACUUCAGUAAAUGGAUCAUUUUGUCGUACCACAUAUGCGUAUAAGUGACAACACUUACCUGAUAAACUAAGGCCAAUAGAUCCAGGCUGCAAGAAAAAUAGAUCAUGCGUCUUAUGUGUAUAGAUACACGUCUCAAAUUAGCCUUACAAUUCACGAUUGCGCUCCGCAAUCCAAAUUGAAUUUGCCAAACCGGCUGCUGUAAAAAGGGAAAAGAGAAAGGUGAAGACAAAUUUUGAGGCAAAUUUGCUUUUUCCGUCGCUUUAUCUACGAUAAGUACCACCCAGAAGUGUAAUUCUUUACUUUUAGAUGCAAGCCAUUUGAUCCAGCGAGCCUUGCCAAACGCAAACCUUGCCUUACGCAAUCCAAACUGAGUUUGCCAAACCGACUGCUGUAAAAAGGGAAAAGAGAAAGGUGAAGACAAACACCUUUUCAGCGAUUUGGGAUCAUUUACAAUUUAAAUAUCACAGAUGCAGAUAUUCCAAUCGUUGUUGGAAGCAGUUCAUUGCUAAGUUUAGUUUUUACUAUAAUACUAAAUUGGUACUGUUUCUUCUUUAUAAGGGACGCGGGAAAGUUAUAGCAUCAUGUGUUAAAAAGUAUGUGAACCAGAUGAGGAACACUUAGCACGGAGGACUUUAAAGGAGUCACUUGUUGAUGAAAGAGAUGACCGAAAUCGAAAGAGGGUUGCGUAAACCCAUUUACAGGAACUGUAGGCCGUUUUGAUGAUGUAUAAGAUUUUUGUUUUUAUUACAAGAAAAUUUAAGACCGGCCCACAAUUUAAAGUGCGGGUAGGAAACGGAAUUUAUCGUAGUUAGUUUAAUGUAAUUUUUGGGGGGAUCUAACGAACUCGUAUUUUGUGUUAAGAAAGGACGAAUUCUUCAGAUUUCUGGUCUAUGUUUGCUAAUAUAUAUAUCCAUUAUAACCGCUUUGGCUGCUGUUUUCCCCAUAUUCACCCGUCUUUAUAUCAAUUGCUUCAUUUGUGCUGUCAUGCAGCGGUAAUGUAUGAUUAUUCUUUCUAUCUUUGACUUCUGAAUAGUAGUAGUUACUCAGUAUGAUAAAGUGGCGUUUUCUUGAUUUGGUUUCCUUUGUCCCCUGUCCUCCGCCCCCCUAGUGCAGGGUUUCAGAUCGGCACGCCCCCUCCCCCUCUCCUUUCAGUCCGAACUACCAACUUUCAGGAAUGUUAAUAGCCAGAGGAAGAGAGCACGUUUUUGUAACAAGAUUUGUUUGGGUGUGGUUAAUGUUGACGUAGUCUUAGUUUGUGUUUGUAUAAAUCACAUCGAGCAGUCACACAACUUGCCGAUCCGAAACCUCGCUUCUUUUGAGGCAGAUGAGUUCUACUUAGUUCACUUGGGUUUUGGUGUGAAAAAUCAUCUUUUCUUUUUCUUUGUUAUUUUUACUUUCUUUUUCUUAGAGUUUCUUUUAUUUUGCCCUCGUUCCUUUUUCCAGUUGUAGGUACCCAUACCUCCCCUUCUCCAUUAAAAAAUCACUGGAGGACCUUCCGCGUUAUGGGGCUCCCUUAAAUAAUAAGCUUAUCAAGUACUUUAGUGGAGUCUUAAUUAUGUAAGAUAAACUUGAUUUGACUUAUUUUUAUUAUUUAACUUUGUAUAUUUAUCCUUUUACAAGUGUGUUUAUCCCUAUAGCUUACCCAUUGUAUCUUUGUAUUCUAUAUUUUUGACGCUCAGUUGUGUAUUAAAUUACACCCAAAGUGUUCCUGAACAUGGGGUGAAAUCACUAGACUCUCGAAUACGUUGUCUCUACCACAAUCUUUGAAAGUGAGAACUAACAGACGGUUCGUUCCGAGCACAAUUAGUGGUGAUGUUAAUCUAGCAAAUCAAUAAUGAUUUUUUAAAUUGGCAGAGGGGUAGUAAAUAGCCACACAAACGCGCAAGGAAAUACAACUCAUUAACUCUUGGGAAACCAGUCCCGGAAAAUCUCAGUAAAUAGUUAUCUUGAAAGAAUAAUUGUUAUUAUACAGGUGUAGUUUAUGAAGUCUCAGUUAUUUGUUCUACUCUAUCUUCAUUUAUAUUCUG
Pocillopora meandrina is the source of this 8420-nucleotide messenger RNA. The record is from the annotation of a GenBank genome assembly. Lineage: Eukaryota; Metazoa; Cnidaria; Anthozoa; Scleractinia; Pocilloporidae.